Molecule: messenger RNA, 678 nt
Organism: Echinops telfairi (small Madagascar hedgehog)
Lineage: Eukaryota; Metazoa; Chordata; Mammalia; Afrosoricida; Tenrecidae
Product: tubulin alpha chain-like
Biological process (GO): microtubule cytoskeleton organization; mitotic cell cycle
Cellular component (GO): cytoplasm; microtubule
Molecular function (GO): structural constituent of cytoskeleton; GTP binding
Source: RefSeq, a predicted model, not a curated record
AUGCGUGAGUGCAUCUCUAUCCACGUUGGCCAGGCCGGUGUCCAGAUCAGCAACGUCUGUUGGGAGCUCUACUGUCUGGAACACGGCAUCCAGCCCUAUGGCCAGAUGCCCAGUGACAAGACCAUUGGGGGAGGGGAUGACUUCUUCAACACCUUCUUCAGUGAGACGGGCUCUGGCAAGCAUGUGCCCAGGGCAGUGUUUGUAGACCUGGAGCCCACAGUCAUUGAUGAAGUUCGCACUGGCACCUACCGCCAGCUCUUCUACCCUGAGCAGCUCAUCACGUGCAAGGAGGAUGCUGCCAACAAUUAUGCCCAUGGGCACUACACCAUCAGCAAGGAGAUCAUCGACCUCGUCCUGGACAGAAUCCAUAAGCUGGCUGACCAGUGCACAGGUCUCCAGGGCUUCUCGGUUUUCCACAGCUUCGGUGGGGGCACUGGUUCCGGGUUCACAUCCCUGCUGAUGGAACGCCUCUCGGUUGAUUAUGGCAAGAAGCCCAAGCUGGAGUUCUCUAUCUACCCUGCCCCCCAGGUGUCCACAGCUGUACAAGAAAAAGGCUACUUGUUCACAAGGCCAGUUGCUCAUGAACCAGCACUUUCCCAGCUGACACUGGGGCUCAAGUGCACAGACCUUUCUGACUGUGCAGCGCUGCAGCGCAUUUACUCAGAUCGUCUUAAUUAA